CGGAGCCGCGGGCGGAGGUCAGGGGGAGGCGGCCUGGCGUCCGAGCCGAGCGCCUGCGCCGAGCGGGAGCCGCGCCAAGCCCGAGCCGAGUCAGAGCGCGCGGCGGAGCCCGUGACCCGCGCCCGGCCCCGCGCCGCCGCGGCAGGCCCGGCAUGGAGGAGGAGUGCCGGGUGCUCUCCAUCCAGAGCCACGUCGUCCGCGGCUACGUGGGCAACCGGGCGGCCACGUUCCCGCUGCAGGUGCUGGGCUUUGAGAUCGAUGCGGUGAACUCCGUCCAGUUUUCCAACCACACAGGCUACGCUCACUGGAAGGGUCAGGUGCUGAACUCAGAUGAACUCCACGAGCUGUACGACGGCCUGAAGCUGAACAACGUGAACAAAUAUGACUACGUGCUCACAGGGUACACGAGGGACAAGUCGUUCCUGGCCAUGGUGGUGGACAUCGUGCAGGAGCUGAAGCAGCAGAACUCCAGGCUUGUGUACGUGUGUGACCCGGUCAUGGGCGACAAGUGGAACGGCGAAGGCUCGAUGUACGUCCCGGAGGACCUCCUUCCAGUGUACAGAGAGAAGGUCGUGCCGGUUGCAGACAUCAUCACCCCCAACCAGUUUGAGGCCGAGUUACUCAGCGGCCGGAAGAUCCACAGCCAGGAGGAGGCGUUGGCGGUGAUGGACAUACUGCACGCCAUGGGCCCCGACACGGUGGUCAUCACCAGCUCCGACCUGCCCUCCUCCCGAGGCAGCGACUACCUGAUCGCGCUGGGCAGCCAGCGGACGCGGAGGCCUGACGGCUCCACAGGGACCGAACGCAUCCGGAUGGACAUUCACAAGGUGGACGCCGUCUUUGUGGGCACCGGGGACCUCUUUGCUGCCAUGCUCCUGGCGUGGACACACAAGCACCCCAACAAUCUAAAGGUGGCCUGUGAGAAGACGGUAUCAGCCAUGCACCACGUCCUGCAGAGGACCAUCCAGUGUGCAAAAGCCCAAGCUGGGGAAGGACUGAGGCCCAACCCGGCCCAGCUGGAGCUGAGGAUGGUCCAGAGCAAAAAGGACAUCGAGGACCCAGAAAUCGUCGUCCAGGCCACAGUGCUGUGAGCCCGGCGUGCGCGCCCGCAACGCACAGCGUGUUGGUGUCUCCGUUCUUGUCCCUGUGAAACAUGUAACGUCUGCCUUAGAGCUAUGACCGAAACUUGACAUUUUUUUGUUCAUGAAUGUCCAGCAUCAACUGGUCUCCAUCGUGAACACGUGCCAGCUGCGCUUUGUAAACGGUAACAAAGCGAUCCCUCCCCUCCCCCAAGGCUAUCGGGCCGGGGGACACCAGUCCCCAUUUGCCAUCUGGGGGCGUCCCGCGUGAGAGGGUGGGCCCGCGAGGCCAGUGCCGCCACCCCGGGGAACCUCGCGGGGGCCACUGGUCGCUGCUGCCACACAGAAGCCCCGUGCCCAGUGGGCUGGGCUCAGGUGGCCUCUGUGUGUUUGCGGCUGUGAGAGUGGCGGGGUUUUAGCCUUGGCAUCUGGGAGAAUUCGCCAAAUACCUUCGUUGUCAUUCUGAUCUUACUCUUUGUUCCGGCAUCAGAGUUUCUGUCCCUUAACUUGCUGCUCUCUAGGGCCCUGGGUGUUUCAGGUCUCGUGCUGUUGUUUAACUGUGAACCUGCUCAGACACACACGGGUGCUGUGGUCACCUAGACAGGGACCCGGCCAGGGCCCAGCACAGUCGAGUUGGUCCACAGCCUCCCGGGUACCAGCGGGCCCCUGCGCCUUGUGGGCACCUCAUGGGCACCCGCUGAGCCAAGGGAGGGGCUGCUGAUAGGGUCAGGGUCGCUGCUGGGCCGCGGGCAGCUUGUGAAGUUCUGGGAAAAGCACCGUGUCGGGUUCCUUGUGGAAACUCACCUAGUGAUGGUAUGACAGGUUAAGCACCGAGUGUUUGCCGCAUACUGCUGGUGACAGUGCGUGGAGCCACAGUGCACGUGUACAGACAGGGACAGAGGACAGAGUCAGCCCUUGUCCCCUGCCCUCCCCUCCCUCCGCUCUGCGUUCUGUGCCAGCUCCAGCUCUCUGCCCUCUCUGGGGAGGGUGUUGGUAUGGGGGGGUACAGCUCUCAGACUCCGUGGGCAGGCUGGGACAGCAAAGGCCAGCUCUGACACAAGUGUAGUGGUCCACGGCUUGGUGUGACUUUCCUGGCCCCACUUUGCCCAGAGUUUGGGGUCCCCCUAGGUGUGGCUUCAGGUGGGGUGUGCCCAUCUCAGCCUGCCUUGAUCUCAAUACCCCACCCCAUCCCUGCACCCCAGUUCUGGGGGUACAGAGGUUUGCAUCUGGGGAACCCACAGCCUGGAGAGAAAUAGGGAGACUGCAGGGAAGUGGGAGCCCAUGUGGCCCCCGGAAAGUGGGCUCUCCCAGGGGUACCCCCACUCCAUGCCCCGCAGGCAGGCCUCUUCCAGAGCCUGCACCCUCUUCUAGUGCAGUUCCGGUGUCUUCCAGAAGGACUCACUUAGCAGUUGCGCAUCCUUCACCUUGUUGGAAAAUGCCCUGAAAUGAAGAGAUGCUGGUCCAUGUGGAACUCGCGGCCCUUCCACUCUUUCUUGCCCACGUCGCUCCCUUCCGAAAGUGUUCACGCCCGUGCGUUCGUGUGCCCUGACAGCUGUGCGCGGGGCCAGGGUGUCCGGCUCCCCCACCAAGGCCGGGGCAGUGGCCUCCCCACAGGCGAGCACAGGGACCAGCCAGAGUCACCAGGCCCUUGGCCUUUGUGGGGCCUUUAACUGGAAACGCCGUCACUGCCAAGUAGAGACUGGGGCACGUGCCACGUUGCCAGCCGUGAGCAAAGCUUUUUCCCCCCUUCUUUAUUUUUUAUAUCAAGAGCAGGUGUAGGACUAGGAAAAGAACCUAAACGUGUCUGUCUUCAAUGAGACGGUGAAACACCCUGAAAAUACGGCGUUGGGUGCAGGCCCUGUGUGUGCGGUGGACUGACCUGAGGCCAGUGUGCUCCGGCGAACGCGGUUCCAUCCUGGUUCUGUCAGUCUCACUGCAGAGGCCGAGUCCCCACCUGAGUUUAAUUCUUUUAUUUCUCUGUGCUGGGCACAGAAGGACGAGAAUUGUUGCACCGCGAGAGCUUCCUGUCAAAUCGUGGACUCCCUGGCACAGUCGGAACCCUCCUCUUCUGUCUCCUUUGGCUGCACAGACCAGACCAGGAGAGGUUGAGGCUGAGCCUCGUGGUUAGGCAGCAGGAAACGGGGGGUUUCUGAGAGUGCAGGCGCCUUGGUGGGGCACAGGGCUUUUGUAGAAGCAGCGUCCGAUGUUCCGCUCCUCCGGGCACGGCUGUCCCAGUCACCGCCGCGUGGGCACACUCGGUCUCCGGCUUGAGCGGGGGCCCUGGGUGGUCUUGAUUUACACUUUGCUGUCCGAGAAGUUAACCACAGGCAUUGGCAGUGGUUCUUGAUGCGGCUUGGAUUCACAUUAGAAUUAAUCUUUGUUUUUACUUUCCAUAGUUUGAUAACAUGCAAAAUAAUAAUUUAUUUUAAUGUGAGAGCUGUAUUAGCCCAGAAUCGCCUGCUUGUUAUCAGGGUACAGAAUUUUAAUACUUUCUUAUUCCGGUUUUUCAAGCCUCCUCCUGUAGACCUUAAGGAUGAAUUAUACAACACUAUCCUUUUUAAAAUCAACUUGAAAUCAUUACCUAGUCCUGCUGAGGUCACUGUGAGCAUCUGUGUUAUUUUUGCGACGUAUGUCAGUGAUUGUAAAAGUGAUGCUUUGUUUAAUGUCGUGUUCUCAAACUUGUUAGGACCAGUUUUUAAAACGUUUCAUUUGACAGUGGACUGAGCCAGGCUUGGCUGUCCCCCCAAUGAGCAAGUGAGAUUGUUCUGUGCAGAGAACACCGGGCCUGCCAGGCAGGUGCCCGGGUCCCUGGUCUGACAGUCCCCAGCACUGCGUCAUCUGUGAUGAGAAGAUCAAGGACAUGUGUGGGCGUGCAGGGUGGGGUCGGCCCCAAGGAGGAAGAGGCAGGUGGGACAGGGUGGUGGGCUCGGCCGUUGCAUCCCUGGCGCCAGCACGGCCCCUCACCCUGCACGUCUGCCUCCCGGGGCGCGAGCCUCAUGGCCUCUCUUUAGUUGACAUGUACAAAAAGGGGUGAGAACAUUCCGGCCCUGGGACCCUUCUUCUGGCCCUUCCUGCCCUCUGGCAGGGGCACUGGGGUCCAUAUAUUGAUGUGUGUAAUACAUGCUGAUCCGGGGCCCCGCCGCGUGGCAGGACUGUGUUCUGCUCAGCAGCUGGGAAUCCUGCCCCCUCCCCUGCCACCCGCCUGGUUCGAAGGCCUCCUUCACGCACCUCUUCCCGUGGGUUGGGGGGCCGCUCAGGACCCCUCCCAAGCACCUGUCCGAGCCCAGAGAGAGCAGACUGGAGUGUGAGUGAGCAGAGUGGGUCGUGCAGGCAGAGACUCGGACUCUGGUCCUGAGUUCUGAUGGGAGACAGACGCCACUGGGUGCUGUAGGGGCGCAGCUCCGCCUUGUUUUCACCCUGCGCCCCUCUUGCCAGGGCAGAGUGCCGGCCUCGGUCUGUCCGAGGAGCACGUCACAGGUGCCAACCACCAGGACCAAGUGGGCUCUCAGAAGGCCCCCAGGCCCAGCUCCCCUGCCCGAAGCUCCGUGGUCAGCCCAGACCCAGGGGAGCCUGGAACUUGCCCGGCUGGUUCGGGUGGACUCUGUCCCCUUGGGGCUCCGGCACCGGGAGGAGGCUCCAGCCGUGCAGCCCUGGAGCUGUGGGCAGAGCAGGGCCUGUCCUGUGCGUCCCUCCCGCGGUCCCUUCCCGACGGGUGUGGCAUCAGUGCAGGUGCUGGCUGGCAGGCCCUGCAUGCGGGGGGGGUUUAGGAACCUGUGUCCUUUCUGGAGAUACUUCCUGCCACUUCAGGGGUCUCUGCGUCCGCCCUCCCCUCGGGAGAUUAAACAUUAGCUGCCUUUUGGGGGAUUUUUUUUUAAGUAUCUGCAUCUCUGUGAGGUGAUAGGGACCGGCGUGCGUGGUCUGCGGGGCCUUCUGCUUGGGCCCCCGGGCGCCGCCGCCCCCGCGGGGCGUUCGUGGUGUGUGUCUUCCCGUCCACUCUGCGGUGUGUUCUCCGUGUGGAAUGUCUUCUGUUCCCAGUGUGAAGACGGUGAUUGAGAAAGUGUCUUAACCGCAUUCCUGCCUUCCGUCCUAACACAAGGCAUUCCCUUGUUGAAAACAGAAUUUAAUAACUUUAGAUCUGACUUAGUGAAUACUUUAAACUUUGUGUUAAUGGAAAGUGCUUCCUGGAGUUGUUUUUUUUUUUUUUUUUAAUUCUGGCAGAAUAAACAGAUGUUUUUAAAGUUUUCCCACUGUGAGAGCCACCCAGGGCCCUGUCCUCAGCAGGAGGGCGUGGCUGGGGAACGCCAGCCCCAGGUUGCCAUGGUGAACAGCACUCCACGUACCAGCCUCUCCUCUGUCCCUUCCCCGGUGUGCUGUGGAGAAAGUCCUGAUCUUUGUGCAAUAGGAAACCCACUCCAAAUGCCUUCCGGUGCGGGGGACACUGCCCCUGGCUGCUGAGGCGUGGCUGUCCUGCCAGUCAGUUCUGAAACCGGGAGCAAGGCCGCCCAUGCCAGCGGAGUUGGGCGGCGGGAACAGAGGAGGGAGGGAGGGCCACCCUGAGCCCGUGCUUGGAAGCCCCCAAAAAGGCCUUGGAAGUGACUGGGAAAACUCGCCCUAAGUAAAGCCAUCCUGGCCCCUCACUGUGCUGCGGGGUGCGUCAGCUGUGUUUGAAGCCACUAGAGUCAUUGUGGCCCGAGAUGCAGCUCCUGGAAAGGAGGGAGGGCGUGGGGCUGGGGGGAUUCGGCCUGUCCUGGAGAGUGACGGGGAGGUGAGGACACCUGUGUCACAGCUCCAGACACAGGAGAUCCCACAGGCGUCGGAAACCCCUUUUGUGGCGAUGGGAGGUGCAGGUGUUAGUGUUUGGGGGAUGGGAGUGAAUCCCUGGUUUGCUGCACGGAGCCCUGCGGUCCCGGAGCCCUGCGGUUGGGGCGUGUGUGGGUGGCAGUUUGAACUCCUUCAACUUUGUAGCUGCUUCAUUCCUGAUUUAGAACUUGAGCUGGAAUUUCAUCCAAUUGUUGCAAAACUGGACCAACAGAAGGACUGAGGAGCUGCCCCGUCCUCCCCUUGAAAGGAGCUCAGCCCUCUGGAGGCUCCUGAGCUCGGAACAAAGCACACAUCACCCCCGUGGCCCCGCUGCGAGGGGCGUCCCUGAGGUUCGGGGUGGUUCCUGCAGCCCUCGGGCGCCAGCCCUCCGUGCGUUCCGUGUGAGUGUGUGUGUCCGCCUCGCGUAGGCCGUGUCUGUUUUGUGCUGGUCCUGUUGACUUCUGUGAUUAUCCACAAAUAAAUAUUUUCGUGGCGA
Messenger RNA from Lemur catta (Ring-tailed lemur), 6375 nucleotides. RefSeq names its product pyridoxal kinase (gene PDXK). Bases 153 to 1091 code for a protein of 312 amino acids. Gene Ontology annotation, cellular component: cytosol. Gene Ontology annotation, biological process: pyridoxal 5'-phosphate salvage. Gene Ontology annotation, molecular function: pyridoxal kinase activity. The transcript is spliced from 11 exons. The record is from RefSeq and is a predicted model, not a curated record. Lineage: Eukaryota; Metazoa; Chordata; Mammalia; Primates; Lemuridae.